CCGAAAGCACGAAAGUCGCAAUUGCCCGAUUUCUGGCACAGUGCAAAUGUCAAGCCCAUGAUGCAAAACUCUAAAUAAAACUAUUACUCAAUAAAAUCAGUGAAAAUGAAUAAAGUGUCGGAAUUCGAAAUAGCCCCCUUGCGGUCUUUGGACGACUUUCUCCUCGAGUCAGCCCGGUUCCAAAUCCCGAACGUCAACGACUUGGAAAAAUGGGGUAAAAGAGUCUCCAGCAACUUGCUCUACUACCAAAGCAACUAUUUCUUAAUGUCACUUAUAAUCUUCGUCAUUGUCGGCGUCAUCCACCCCACGAAAAUGGCCUGUGGGUUCGUGGUCACCGCGGUCAUUUUCAUGGUGUUUUCCUACAUCACCAACGAACGCUUCGCUGCAGCUCAAUUCAAAAAGAAACACCCGAUUGUCUCACUGUUGCUCAUUUUGGCGGGCUGCUACUUCGUCGCCUACAUGCUGAAGUCCCUCCUGGUUUUUUUAUUCGGGAUUUUGCUCCCGAUUUCAGCCACCUUCAUUCACUCGUCUUUACGACUGAGGAACAUUAAGAACAAAAUCGUCAAUCGCGUCGAAAAUCUGGGGCUAAAGCGGACCCCCAUGGGGAUUUUUCUUGAGCAACUUGGGCUUGAUCAAGAGGGGUUCUAACCGCGUCAAGUGGCUGAACAAACUUAAACAUUUUAUCGAAAAAAUCCAAACGUUCGUUAAGCGUCUGUUCACGAAGAAAAAUGCACCCAAAAAGUGAUUCCCACAUGCCCUACUCUAUUUUUUCAUUGCAUGGCAUUAUUAUUUCUAUUAGUAGUUGUAGUGUUUUUAUUUGCAUAAGAAUUUUAAUAUAUUGUUAUGUAUUGUU
Tribolium castaneum (red flour beetle) is the source of this 853-nucleotide messenger RNA. It is a transcript of the gene Jwa, whose product is annotated as Jwa. The transcript has 3 exons. Lineage: Eukaryota; Metazoa; Arthropoda; Insecta; Coleoptera; Tenebrionidae. The coding region runs from base 106 to 648 and encodes 180 amino acids. The record is from RefSeq and is a predicted model, not a curated record. Gene Ontology annotation, cellular component: membrane.